Messenger RNA from Schistosoma guineensis, 1512 nucleotides. The record is from the annotation of a GenBank genome assembly. Lineage: Eukaryota; Metazoa; Platyhelminthes; Trematoda; Strigeidida; Schistosomatidae.
GUACACGAACGGCGGGCGACUUCGAGUGAGCCUGACUUUUUUCUGCGGUCCCUUCAUUAUGUCCGCUUUCUGGGUCGUCGACUAACGUUUUCUUCAUUCUUUUCCACAGACAAAUUGUUGUACUCACUAUUGUUUGGUUCCUUUGAUUUCAAUCUGGAGAUCUGUAUAAACCCUAAAUGAAGCGACAAAAAGAUGUACAGUUGGAAUCGAAGCCAAAGAUACAAAAGCGUACUGAUUUUUUAAAUGACCUGGAUGGACUCCUUGUCAGCUCUAAAAAUUUCAAUAAAUUGUUUAUUAAAAUCUAGCUUUUUGUACAGAAAACAAGUCAGGAAUGGAUCAAAACUCAAAUUUAUUGAAGUUUUAACAAACCUCGUUGUAUCUGGAAAUCAUCAUCCACAUGUUGUUCAACAAGUGCUUGUUUGGUUAGAUUAUUGUCUACAACACCAUUCAACUUCUAUGCAAACACCAGAAAUUCAGAAGGUCUUAAAGAAUUUGUGUUCAUAUUACUACGAAAUGUGUGGGAUGGGGAAUAUGUUUUUAAGAGCUGCUAACCGUGGUAGUGCCAUGGAAAAUUGGUCAAAUGUUCAAAAGUUUAUUAGUCACUUCCCUCGUAGAUUUUAUUAUCCGGUUCUACCUAAAACAAAGUUUAUAUACAUUGAUGAUGAAAGCAAUCCUACCGGAAAAUCUAAUGCUCCAUUAAAUUUAUAUAGUUCCGAAAACAAUGAAGAAAAUCUUGAUAUCCUGAAUGAUGAAUAUUUGGAUGUGGAUACAAUGUCAUCUUUGAUGAAAGAUGACUCAGAGUAUGAACAGGAAUCGUUGUAUCAAUCGGUUGAAGAAUCUGAUGCCGGUGUAUUUGAUGUCAAUGAACCUCUGUCACCUGAUGCAGAACAGUUUCUUAAUAGUAUAAAUGAUGACUGGGGAGAUGAAAUAAUUUCUUCUGAAACUGAAAGUGAUUCGGACAAAUUUAUUUAUCCUGAAAUAAAAGAUUCUGAGGACGAUUUGUCUGUAUCAACCGAAAUAUCUUCAACGUCUGUCAAUACAAGUCUGUUUCCGGAUGUUACUGAACAAUUGGGAACCGUUGGGAAUGAUUGUGAUGUUAAUAAUGGUGAGAAAAAUGAGAAAGUUGUUAAACCAAAAGCAAGCAAAUCUAACUACUCAACCUUAAGUCAAUCCCCAAACAAUCGUCAAAAAAACCGUCGAUCAAGUUCAAGAAUAACUACAUGCCAAAAACAUUGAUUUCCUAUUAGACGUAUUGAUGUGAUAUUUGUAUAUAAAUGGACAAAAUACGAUAAAUUUUCUGUUCUGGAUUAUAGAAGGGUUAGUGCAAUCUUGUAUUUACAACUCCUCAUUGGGAAUGUAUGAGACGGGAAGGUCAUUAUCGUAUCUGUACAUGAACUUGGAGAUUCUGUUUUAACGAGUUAACAACAGAAUAUCCAACACAUUUCACUUAGAUAUUUCUUCCUAUUAUAUUUUGAAUUGAGAUCACUUAGAAGGACAAAACAUUUUUCUUCC